AUGCACUGCCAAAAGUGCCGCCAGCCGUUGAAGCUCGACGGCUCUCUCGACGACCUCAACCCAGCCGCAUAUGAUCUUCUCGUCUCCGCAACAUCAUCUCCAAAAACAGCGAUCAAGCCCUCGAGCGCGCAACCGUCGGCACUCCAGGAACAGGAGCAAUCGCGAAAGUCUCUCUACGACAAAGUCUCUCAGAAUGCUGGCGCGCCGACAUUCAAGCGGUACCGUGGCGGCCAGCCCCGCGACAAUACCAUGUCGUUCAUCUACCUCACGGAGUCGCAGGUUGGGCAUCCUCUGCCGCCCCAGCAGCAGCAAAAGGAACGAGCAAUUAUCCCUCCUCGCCGACGAGCCUCCAGCACAAACGGAGCCCCCGAAGACGAGCCCCAGAUGGACAUGGGGCAUGACAUAGACAAGAUCAACCGGCUAUUCGAAAUAUUAUCCGCCAGGUCCGACAUCGAUCACCCGGUCUGUGUGGACUGUACCGAACUGCUGGUGGAGGGCCUUCAGAAGAAGCUCGAUGCCGUAUCCAAGGAAAGGGACGCCUAUGUUCAGCACUUGAAAGAGGUGCAGAGUAACCAGCCGAGUGACGAGGACGUCAAAGCCUGGAACGAAGCUCUGAAAAAGGCAGAGAAGAAUAAAACCGCUGCAAUGGAAGAGCUGAAGAAGCUGGAAGCCGAGAAGGAUGCACUGGAUGACGAGAUCUGGGCAUUAGAGGAAGAGUCACGCCAGCUGGACAAAGAGGAGGAGAACUUUUGGCGGGAGAGAAACGCCUUUGCCGCGAAAAUGGCAGAGUUCCAGGCCGAGCGCGACAGUGUCAAUGCAAAGUAUAACAACGAUUCGCAGCUGCUCGAGAAGCUACAACGGUCCAAUGUCUACAACGACACUUUUUGCAUCAGCCACGAUGGAAGCUUCGCUACCAUCAACGGCCUGCGCCUCGGCAGGCUCUCUAAUAAGCCCGUGGAUUGGCCAGAAGUCAAUGCAGCUUGGGGUCAUGCGCUGCUCCUGCUCGUGACGGUUGCCGAUAAGCUCGGGUAUAAGUUCCAGGGCUACGAGCCGGUGCCUCUGGGAAGCACCUCCAAGAUCAUCCGGUACGAGGCGUCCAAUCCGGCGUCCAGCAGGCUUGGCGGAAGACCGAUGCACGCACCUCCAAAGAAGCAUGUGCUAGAGCUGUACAGCUCGGGAGACAUGCCGCUUGGGCUCACGUUUAUGCAUCGCAAGUUCGACACCGCCAUGGUUGCUUUUCUCGAGCUAGUCCGCCAGCUAGGUGUCUUUGUCCAACAGCAAACAGAAUCAACGGGUGUCCCCUUGACCCUUCCGUACAAAAUCGAGGGGGACAAGAUAGGGGAGACCAGCAUCAAGCUCGGCAUUGCGCAAGAUGAUGGAUGGACCAAAGCAUGCAAACUCACACUUACGUGCUGCAAGUUCCUGCUGGCCCACGCCAGCAAUGUGACUUCGAGUGCGAGGAAUGGCGCCUAG
Molecule: messenger RNA, 1473 nt
Organism: Trichoderma citrinoviride
Lineage: Eukaryota; Fungi; Ascomycota; Sordariomycetes; Hypocreales; Hypocreaceae
Product: APG6-domain-containing protein
Exons: 2
Coding region: 1-1473 (490 amino acids)
Biological process (GO): autophagosome assembly; late endosome to vacuole transport; cellular response to nitrogen starvation
Cellular component (GO): phosphatidylinositol 3-kinase complex, class III, type II; phagophore assembly site; phosphatidylinositol 3-kinase complex, class III, type I
Source: RefSeq, a predicted model, not a curated record